Drosophila kikkawai is the source of this 4383-nucleotide messenger RNA. It is a transcript of the gene Cp190, whose product is annotated as centrosome-associated zinc finger protein CP190. The record is from RefSeq and is a predicted model, not a curated record. NCBI's taxonomy places the organism in Eukaryota, Metazoa, Arthropoda, Insecta, Diptera, Drosophilidae. Gene Ontology annotation, molecular function: protein binding; DNA-binding transcription factor activity, RNA polymerase II-specific. Gene Ontology annotation, cellular component: nucleus. Gene Ontology annotation, biological process: regulation of transcription by RNA polymerase II.
ACACUUAAAUGUGAUUAUCGCGAAGAUAACCAGAAACCGAGGCGGUGUAGGCAACUGUGAGCCUCCAAAAACGCGUUGUUGUGUGAAGUGGGGAGGCGCCAAAAAAAGCGCAGAAGAUGCAGCAAACCAAGUGAUGCUUGGACAACGAAGUUGACCUAGAAUCAUUCUGGACUAGCUGACGAUUAGCUGUGGAGAUGGAAUAAUAAAAGAAAGCCUGGCGACGCGCACAACGCACCCACACAUACGCUAGCAACUCGGGCACACACACGCGUAUAUCGAUAUAUUUGCGCCACCAAGCCAGAGCAAGCAAAACAACGGGGAGGGCGCGCAAAAGAAAACAAGUACUUGCCAAGGCCACAGGAUACAGGACAUCAGCAUCGGCGAGAUGGGUGAAGUGAAAUCGGUAAAGGUGGACAACUGGGGCGUCUUCUUCCUGCAGAAGCUGCAGAACUUCUUCAACAAGACGGACUACUGCGAUCUGACGCUCCAGUUUCGCGACAACUCACAGCUAAAGGUGCACCGCCUGGUGCUCAGCGCCUGCACGGACUACUUCAAUGUGCUGGAGCAGACGUGCGAGAUCGUCGACGAUGCCCUCAUCAUGCCCAAUGAGUUCCAGGCGGACGUUGUGGUGCCCAUCGUCAACUUUAUGUACACAGGCACGCUGGAGUUCGAGUUGAAGAUGUACGGCAAGCUGUUGCGCACCGCCAAGGAAAUGAAUAUGACCGUUCUGCUGAAGCUUCUUGAGGCACAUCGGCGGACCAUGGAGAACGUGAAUCGCCAACAAAGGCCGCCCAGUCCAAAGGGCAUCCGCCGACGCGUCGUUGGACAGACCAAUUCGGGAACUCCACAGCAGCGUGUUAUGGGAACAUCGCCACAGGGCCGUGGGAUGACCAAUGUGGGAACAACCCCUCUGCGACCCAACACUCAGCGGGGGCCCAUAGGCAACUCCAUGAUUCGAAGCGUCAACACCAUCGUUAAGCAGGAGACCUCUCCAUUCGAGCAGCUCCGCAAGGGAUACAAUAACAACAAGCGACCGGCACAGACCAGCCUGCUAUCGCCGCCCUCGAAGAAGCCUAGUUUGGAGGAGGUCAAGGAGUUUGCAGAACAACAACGGAUGCGCAAACAAAUAGCUGCAGAGUUUGGAGAUCACGACCCCGAGUAUGACAGCGGCAUGCUUUACGACGAUGUCCAUGCAGGGGACGAUGACGACGACGAUAUGCCACCUCAGCCCUCUACGUCCAAACAGCAGCAGUUGACAGCAUCACCGCAGGGCACACAGACUCAGCUGGAGCACGGCUCCACCACAAUAAUCCUAAAGCAGGACUCACCCAGCCAGACGCCCACGAUAAUUGUGAAGGAUUCUUCAAAUGCCAAGCUGAAUCACACCAAGAUCAUUGCUGAAGUGCUCCGCCAGUAUCCGCAUAUAGUCAAGGGUCACAAGAACAUCAAGCUGAAGAUAAUGCCCAAUACACCAGCCACACCCGCUGAGAAGUCUCCAGCGCAAGUUAAACGUGGAUCCCCGGUGCAAACCGGCUCGAAUCCACCAUCGUCAUCAACAUCGCCGCAUAAGAAGCUGCAUGUGUCAUUUAAGGCAGACAAGACGACGCCUCUGAUCACUGCCCAGCAGAAGGCCGCGAGUUCUCAGCAGAAAACGAAUACAAACACGCAGUCUUCAGGCGGCUCCCAGGCAGCAGCGCCGAACCAAGCUGGAAAUGCAGGCUCACAACAGAAGCGACGCAUCGACAGCAAGACAAUGCACGCCUUAAUUGCCCAAGGAGCGGAGAAUACCACUGGUCCAUGGCUUUGUCUGAGAUGCGGUGUCAAUGGACGUCCCAUCAGCAUUCCGUCGUAUCGAGGCUUCCGACGCCAUCUAAUCAAUACGCACAAGGAGACCAUCGAUCCUGCGCUCUGCGAACACUGCGGUUGGCGGUCGAGCAACAAUCGGGAACUGCACUUCCACAUGUACACAGAGCAUCAGGUCAAAUCGCUGCUGUACACCUUCGCCGAAUGCGCAUUGUGCAACCAGUCGUAUCUGACAAAGAGCGAGCUGGAGGCACACAUUAAUGAGGCGCACACGGAUGACAAUAAGCAGCAGUGCAUAUAUUGCAACAAGGUAUUCGAGCAGGAGCUUCAAUUGUACAGACACAUGAAGAGCUACCACAAGGAGCAGGCCCUAGAAGAUGGCAUUAUUGAUGAGACCGAUGAGGAGUUCCUUGGCUCACAGGACGAGGAGGAUGAAGGCGAGGAGGAACAAGAACCGGAGCAGACCGGCAAAGUACGCAUCCUUUCGGACAUCAGUCUACCGCCAACCACUAGUGCCAUUGCAGUGCAGCAAGCCGCCGACCAACAGCAGCUGCAGGAGCAGUUGGAGCAGGAACAAGAUCAGGUGCAGCAGCAAGAGGUGAAAUUUGUGGGAGCUGACGGCAAUGAGGUUGAGCUUACGGACGAGCAGCGCAAGGAAAUCCUAUCGCAGCUCAAUCAGCAACAAGCCGGUGCCGCCGCCGGCGGUGUUGUGAUGGUGCUCAGUGAGCCAGAAGCAGAGACCGCUAAGCAGGAGACUGAUGCCAAAUCCAUGGCUGGCACUGAGGAAGAGUACGACGACAGCCAAAUUUACAGUGAGCUGGCUGCCGCCGACUCUGUGGAGAGUAGCAAGAAGAGUGUCGCCGAUGAGAGCAAGGAGUCCAUGGAUAAUCUGGAAUGGGCCGAAAACUUAAUUGCCGAGUCCGAGGAGCAGAGCAAUAAGGAGCCAAAAUCGGAAAAGUCUCGCGAUGACAUUAGCGAAAAGCUUAAGGAGCUAACGGGUGAUUGGACCGAGGAUGAGAACGAUGAAGAAGCCGAUAAUAACAGGCCCGCUACAGCAGAGCUAGAAGGAGAACUUGCCGCGAAGCAGUCAGAACCAACAACCGGUGGUCAAAUCCACGAGGACGAAGAAGACGACAUUGACUUGGCCCUUAAGUCCCUUCACAAGGGACCUGAAGAUUCAUCUGCGACAAAGACUAACGAGGAAGCUGGCGAUGAAGCGGUAGAUUCGGCCGCUGGCAUAAAUAGUCAGCCCGAGCAAAUGGAAGUCGAUGUCCAAGAGACCAAAAAAGAUAAGAGUCCAGAGUCUGCCGUAGUCAGGAUAAAGAAAGAGGCCGAGUUGGAUGCCGAGGAAGAGGAAUUUAUCAAGGAGGAUCCGACCACAGUAGACCCCGAACCUGAGGCAGAGGUUGCUGAGGCAGAAUCAAGCGAAGCUGCAGCUGCCACCGAAGGCGAAGUUGAUGUUCACAUGGAGGCGGAGAAUAUACGCAAAGAACUUCUAGAGGAGUUGAUAGCAGAGUCCGAAAAGCCCCAUCAGGAGGAGGAGGAUGAGGAAAAGAAUGAGGCCCACUCUGAGCAGACAGCAACGACAGAGGUGUCCGCUCCUACAGCAAGAGCUACAAAAGAAGAAGAUCAUGAGCCUGCUGCCGAUCAUCCAGCUGAAAGUGAGGAACCGAAACAUCAAAAAAAGGUUGCCAAGAACGAAGAAGGUUCCAAGGCGUCGGACAAAAAGGAGAUCGUGGAAGAUAAGCCAAACAAAUGCGAUGAAGUAGCAAGCACAGACAAGGCGGCACUAGUUUCUACGACAGUAGCGGAAACUGAAGGAGCGGCGUCUGCCGCUGGAGGAGCGAGUGAAGCGGAAAAGGUCAAGAGUCUCAUUAGCGAGUGGGGGGACGACGAGGAGGAGGAGGAUGAGAAUGGUGUUAGUGCGGCAGCGAAGGAGGAGCUAUAAUUACUAGAUUUAUUUAUGUUCUAAGUUCGGCAGACGCAGACCAGUCAGCGCGGCACGAAUUUUCGGUUUCUAUUGUAAAUUAAAUUGUUAACGAGAAUUGAGUUGAAGAUAAGAUACCCAUAUGCACAGGCCUAAGUGUAUAAGAUCUAAUCUGCACAUCUCACGUAAUUGUAAAUCCAAUGCCCCUUUCCAUCCCAUUUAUGUUCGUAACUUGAAUGAAUGAUUAGAGACCAAUUCCACUCAGCCUUGCGCUAUUUAUGAGUGUCAGUUUAGUUCACCCCCAAGCAACACACCACCAACAGAGGAGCAAGCAACCAACAUUUCACAAUUAGGAAAACACCUUAUAAAUACAUAUAUGCAUAUUUAGUAUACAUAUAUACCGAUACAUACAUUUUAGUAGAUGUAUGUAGUUAUAUGGAUGUUGUUUUAAUUGGUUUAAAACAAAGAGUAAAAUAAACGCGGAUUAUUAAGUAACUGAUGAUGUUUUACGAUUGUAAUUAGUGACAUUAAACAAAACAUAACAAAGAAGAAGCCCCAUUUUUUGAUUACCGACCCGUAGCUUGUAAGAUUUAUUAUAUAUAAAACAAAAGAAGAAAUCAAUUACAAAUACACUGGAAAAAGCUAAAAAUAUA